AUGUCAGCCAUUAUGUGGUGCGCUAGUCUGAUGGUUUGCGUCUCAGCUUUGGUGACAUGUGCGAGCACAGCAGGUAUUUUGUACCCACGAGAGUCCGAAUCUCGGGAAGUCAAAUCGCUGGAUGGCAUGUGGAAUUUCAGGCUAUCUCUUCCCGACCCCCUCGUCGGUUUCAAGGAACGCUGGUACAUGAAAGACUUAAGCAAGACUGGUCCAGUGAUCCAAAUGCCGGUGCCCAGUAGUUACAACGACGUGAUGGUGGACAAGAAAAUCAGAGACCACGUGGGUUUGGUUUGGUACGAUAAAUCGUUUUUCGUGCCUGAAUCAUGGAGGCAGCAGGGUUAUAGAGUUUUCUUAAGAUUUGGCAGUGUUAAUUACGCAGCUCAAGUAUGGGUGAAUACACAUUUAGUACUCAAUCACGAAAUUGGACAUUUGCCUUUUCAAAGAGACAUAACAGCUAAUCUAAAGUUUGGACGGCUGAAUAGAAUAACCGUAGCCGUGGAUAACGUUUUAUUAGCAACGACUGUGCCACAAGGAUCUUUACAAAACAUUAGCACAAAUACUGGACCUAAGACCAUACAAACGUAUACGUUUGACUUCUUCAACUAUGCCGGUAUACAUAGGUCCGUGUUUUUGUACACAACACCUAUUGUGUACAUCGACGAUGUUGACGUGACGACCAAUUACACCGAGGAUGGCGUAGGUCUUAUUAAGUACAAAAUACAAUAUGGAGGAUCGCUGAGCAGUGGCGAGACGUUAAAUUGUUCCAUAACAGUGCUGAACAAUGAAAACGUGCGAGAAAAAUUCACCGUGAUCGCCGACGACGAAGAAGGUCUGUCGGGAAUCAUAAAAAUCGAAAACGCGAAACUUUGGUGGCCGUAUUUGAUGCACGAAGAACCGGGAUACAUGUACACGUUGGAGAUCCGGCUUUCGAACACUUGGAAUUUGGACGACGUAUACCGAUUACCGGUCGGGAUCAGGACGAUCAAGUGGACGAAUACGGCGUUCCUCAUAAACAACAAACCGGCGUACUUGAGAGGGUUUGGGCGACACGAAGAUUCAGAUAUACGAGGGAAAGGAAUGGAUUACGCGCUGGUGACCAGAGACUACGACCUCAUCAAGUGGAUCGGAGCAAAUUCUUACAGGACGUCCCACUACCCAUACGCCGAAGAAAUCAUGGACUUUGCAGACAGACACGGCAUAAUGAUCGUAGACGAAUGUCCUAGUGUUGACACCGAUAAUUAUUCUGAUAAACUAUUGAAGAAACAUACUACGAGCUUAGCGGAACUCAUCAAGAGGGACAAAAAUAGACCUAGUGUGAUCAUGUGGUCCAUUGCAAACGAGCCACGAUCGAAUCACAAAGAAGCCGAUUCCUAUUUCAAAUCUGUAGCUAUUUUUGUCAAAACCUUAGACGUUUUGCGGCCCAUAACAGCUGCUAUUGCGACAGACCUUGAUACUGACCUACUGGCUCAGCACUUAGACAUCAUCGGUUUCAAUAGGUACAAUGCUUGGUACACAUUACCCGGUCACACGGAGAUCAUCCAGAGCCGGAUAGAAGAUGAAGCAGCCAAAUGGCACGCCAAACACAACAAGCCGGUUUUCAUGACGGAAUACGGUGCUGACUCGUAUGCCGGUUUGCAUAUGAAUCCUUCGUUCGUUUGGUCUGAAGAAUAUCAGGUAGAACUGAUGUCCGAACACUUCAAAGCGUUCGAUACACUCCGAACUAAAAACUUCUUCAUCGGCGAAAUGAUAUGGAAUUUCGCGGACUUUAAAACCGAACAAACUGUUACAAGGGUAGGAGGGAACAAGAAAGGCGUUUUUACGCGACAGCGAGAGCCUAAAUCGUCAGCAUAUCAUCUGAGGAAAAGGUACUGGGCAUUGGCCAAUCAAUUGGACGGUGUACAAUUACCUUGCAACAUUAAAUCGUAUGUGAUAGAUAGCGACAGACAAAAUAAUGUUGAACUUUAA
Macrosiphum euphorbiae (potato aphid) is the source of this 1965-nucleotide messenger RNA. The record is from the annotation of a GenBank genome assembly. NCBI's taxonomy places the organism in Eukaryota, Metazoa, Arthropoda, Insecta, Hemiptera, Aphididae.